Prunus avium (sweet cherry) is the source of this 975-nucleotide messenger RNA. RefSeq lists its product as uncharacterized. Lineage: Eukaryota; Viridiplantae; Streptophyta; Magnoliopsida; Rosales; Rosaceae. The record is from RefSeq and is a predicted model, not a curated record.
AGAGGCCGGCCCUCUUAAAUAAAAUCUAAAGGAAAUGACCCUGGGCCUGAGCCGGCCCGGCCAAUAUUCCGCUUCUCAGUCCACCAAUCUUGGUAGGUUUUGAGCAGUCAUGGGGUUUGCCUUGAUCAGCUGACACCUUCUUCUGUUCUCUACCGCCACCCACAACAACAAUUCAUAACUCAACCAUUCUCACCGACCCGGCUCACCACCACCAAACAUAUCGCAUCAAACCCUAAACCCUACCUGAUGGCCGAUUCAACUUCUAAAACCCUGGAACACCAAGCUCCAACGCAGGCCUCAAAUCCCGAAUCAGAUUCCAAACCCGUAGACGAAGAGAAGCCCCAGGAAGCUGAAGGGAAUCCACAGAACGCGUCUAAAGAAGAAGAGGAAGCGGAGGACGAUGAGGAGGAGCCCGGUGAAUGUGGGUUCUGCGUGUUUAUGAAAGGCGGUGGCUGCAAAGAGAGCUUCACAGCUUGGGAACAGUGCAUUGAAGAGUCUGAGAAGAACAAGGAGGACAUUGUUGAGAAAUGCUUUGAGGUCACUUCGGCUUUGAAGAAGUGUAUGGAGGCUCAUCCCGAUUACUACCAGCCCAUAUUGCAGGCUGAGAAGGCCGCUGAGGCAGAGGCUGUCAAGGAAUUGGAGAAGGAAAAGGCUGCUGAGAGUUCUAAGGAUCAAAAUGCCGCCGCUUCGGAGCAGCAUUCGGAUUCCAUUGGCAAGAAAGAUGCAUAGCCGGUUAGGUGCUUGUUGAUUUGUCUCUGUCAACUGGAAAAGAAAAAGUAUAUGAUUUUGUACCUUUUCACACACCUAAUUGGUAAGCAUGGUCAGUCGUCGAGAUUUUUGGAAACUAUUUUAGUUGCGGAUAUGAUUAGUGGAAAUUCAGAGACUUGAAAAUCAAAAGUGUUUGAAAACUUGUAAUUUCUGUGAUCACAAUAAUUUUACUUGGAUAAAACCAAUAACAAUCACUAUUUUUCAAUU